Messenger RNA from Euleptes europaea (tarantolino), 399 nucleotides. RefSeq names its product follicle stimulating hormone subunit beta (gene FSHB). Gene Ontology annotation, molecular function: hormone activity. NCBI's taxonomy places the organism in Eukaryota, Metazoa, Chordata, Lepidosauria, Squamata, Sphaerodactylidae. Gene Ontology annotation, cellular component: cytoplasm; extracellular region. The record is from RefSeq and is a predicted model, not a curated record. Gene Ontology annotation, biological process: G protein-coupled receptor signaling pathway. Bases 1 to 399 code for a protein of 132 amino acids. The transcript has 2 exons.
AUGAAGACAGUUAAUUUCUGUGUCCUAUUACUUUUCUGGAAAACAGUCUAUUCCAAUCACUGUGCGCUAUCCAAUGUCACAAUAGCAGUGGAAAAGGAGGAAUGCGGGUUUUGCAUCAGCGUGAAUGCAACUUGGUGCUCCGGUUAUUGCUACACGAAGGAUCCCAUUGAUAAGUUCUCCCGAAAGAAAUUUGUUCAGAACGUUUGCACAUUCAAGGAGAUUGUGUACGAGACUGUAAAGAUCCCAGGAUGCGCUGGUCAUGCAGAAUCCUUUUAUUCCUAUCCAGUAGCAACAGGAUGUCACUGUGAGAUUUGUGACGGAGACCUCACUGACUGCAGCACCACAAAUGGCUUAAAUCCAAGUUAUUGUUCCUUUGGACAAAAUCAGCUCAGAGAAUGA